Messenger RNA from Cantharellus anzutake, 2360 nucleotides. RefSeq lists its product as uncharacterized. Gene Ontology annotation, cellular component: nucleus. The record is from RefSeq and is a predicted model, not a curated record. Gene Ontology annotation, molecular function: DNA-binding transcription factor activity, RNA polymerase II-specific; zinc ion binding. Gene Ontology annotation, biological process: regulation of DNA-templated transcription. NCBI's taxonomy places the organism in Eukaryota, Fungi, Basidiomycota, Agaricomycetes, Cantharellales, Hydnaceae. The transcript has 7 exons. Bases 470 to 2194 code for a protein of 574 amino acids.
CCUCAGUGUGUUUUACCGGGACCCAGGGGGAUUGCUUCGGAAGCAGGGACCCCGGGCGUUAUCCGGCCACCGAUGUACCCCCGCCGAUCCCCAGCGCCACUCGCGGAGGUUUAAGAGCGCAGGGCAGUGGUAGAAUGUGUUCCUGAUGGCAACAAUGUAACCAUCCAAAGCUUCUUUUUGGGCGCCUACAACCGAUUCUCAUACAGCGGAAUUAAUUUGCUCUCGGCAGCCACAUUUAAUAGGAACCACCUCACGUCGCAAGCGACGGCAUGACACCACGAGGGUGCUGUCGAUAGAUGGUUUUCGAGAACGGAAAGAAUGGAAAGCCGCAUGCUCCUGUCAUCCUGGACGGCACAGAUAUCUAGGCAGAGAUUUGAGAGAUUUGGUGACCCUCAAACUCGGAUAUCUAUACAGGAAACAUAAAGUCCCUUCGAUCGAUUUACCCUCCCAAAAUUUGUUAUUUCCCGGAAUGGCUUGCGUCGAAUGUCGUCGCAGGAAAACUAAAUGUGACACCGCACGGCCAAUUUGCGGCAGAUGUGAGAAGUUUAAUAGAGAUUGUCAUUAUGAGCGUAUGGAACGCCCCGCUCGGCCCUCGUUGAGUCAACUCGAAGAAAGGGUAUCAAAUAUCAGCAGGGAGGUCAGGGGAAUGUUGAGAAAGACUGCUAUCUUCAAGCAUGGACUCAUCCAGAGACUCAGCGGUUGCGAAGGGGAAGUCGGGAACCCCCCGCGUGGGUUCCCUGGUCGACCAUGCAUCCCUUUGUAUCCUGAUUCCUCCGUUCUUAACUUGCCUAGACCCACCUCUGGGACUGGCUGUGUCACGAGGAUCGUCCUGCCUGAAGGCUAUGGCACAGUCAUACCAAGGGGUGUGAUAGAUGACAAAUUGCAACACUUUGACACUUCUUUGGGGGUCCCGCACGACUUGAGCCAACAUCUCAUUCAAGUUUUCCUUCCCUUCAAAAGUCAAUUCAAUUUUUACAUUCACAUUCCGCGCUUCCUACAAUGCACUCAUUUUCCACCCACGCAUCCCGAGUCUGUUCACCCUGCUCUACUAAGUGCCAUCCAUCUAGCUGCUUGCUCCGUCGGCGGCGGAUUGAUGUCUAGCUACGAGCCUGUGUUUUUAACCCACGCAUGCAGCCACCUUGAGCAGUCGCUCACCCACGCCGACCGGCUCAUUCAUUUCAUGUGGGCCUCAGUCAUACUUGGCUGCUAUUAUAUGCGGGGUGGAAGAGUGGCGAAGGCGUUUAACACGAUCUCAGCCACUGUGCGCUUUGCAGUCGCGGCAGGGCUUCAUGGGAGUGCUCGAGGGGACGAGGCAUACCGAAUAACGCCCGACUCGGAAAGCCUGCUUGCUCCUCCUGCUGAUGCCAUUGAGAGCGUCGAGAGAGUCAACUUGUGGUAUGCUCUUGUUCUUUGCGAAACUUCUAUCAGUUUGUGUGCUGGGUUUCCCUCAUCGGCUCCAGGCGAUAAUUGUGCCUCAGUGGAGGCGAUGCUCUCCUCAUAUAAUCCGAUGACGCAUGAGCUACUACCGAGCCCCGAUCUGAGAGCAUAUCAAAGCGUCAACCAAGUCCUAGAGGCUGACCUCAGGACAAAGUCUGCCGUCCUUUUGGAGGCAGCGAAAAACCUUGUGCUAGGCAUCAGCCUAACCCCAGACGGAUCUCUUACUGAAGGCUGCAGACGGCGCCACGGAGUGCUCCUUAAAGCCUACUCCAUCCUAUCUCAGAAUCUUCCAGAUAUCACAGAUCCUCGUGGUCUUCAGCCAAGAGAGACAGUUUGUUACGCGAACCCAGAGCUUGUCCAGGCACAUCUGGCUUUACAUGCGUGCGCUAUCUUGCUGAACAACAUCCAAGUCUCGGUUCACCCAGACGUCAGCUCAAGGAAGAAUGUCGUUAACGCAGCGCAUGCUAUGGCAAGGAUUGCAUCUCACAUCCGACCCACCGGAUCAUUGUUGCCUAUUCAUGGGCAUCUGAAUUCAAUCUGGUACUUCUACAUGGGUUGUGAGGUGCUCAUUCGGGAAAUAAUGCAUCUAAGAUCACGCAUGUCACCAAGUGACAUGGCCACAGCUGAAUGUAACCGAAGUCUUCUCAUCAUAUUAGAUGUCCUGCUCGAGCUCGUGAACUACUACCCUUUUUGGGAGUAUUCUAUCAAGAAGAUUCCUUUGUUAUUAUCUGGGGUCGAGGAUUAUGACACCAUCUAAGGUUGUACAGUCAGUGUGCUUACACGCUGUGCUGACGCGCAGCAUCCCACCAAUCCCGACACCCUUCCCGACAUGUCCGUACGCUUCCGAUCUAUAGGUAAGGAAUGGAUGGUGAAUUGUGAAGAACAAAGGUAAUAUGUACACCCGGGGGACCUCUAUUACUCCG